UAUAUUGGAUAAUAUAUGAAAGAGAGUUAGGAAAAACUAAUUGGAGUGGCCUCCUAGAGGGCGUUGGUGUAGUUCACUUCCCCUGGUGCGCAUGUGUGGUAGUUCUGUCGUCCUCUUUCUGCCGUGGCAUCUGGAGGUGAGUAGCACAAUCUCUACAGAGGUCCGCCAAUCUUGCUGUUAUCUGGUUAUUAAGUGUUCAUCCAUCGAAAGUCGUUCUAGUGACUACCUAAAUCAACUAGCAUCAUGGGCAAGGAGAAGAUUCAUAUCAACAUCGUCGUGAUCGGUCAUGUCGACUCCGGUAAAUCUACGACCACUGGCCAUCUUAUCUACAAAUGCGGGGGUAUCGACAAGAGAACUAUCGAGAAAUUCGAGAAGGAAGCCCAGGAGAUGGGUAAGGGUUCUUUCAAGUAUGCCUGGGUGUUGGACAAGCUGAAGGCCGAACGUGAACGUGGUAUUACUAUUGAUAUUGCUCUGUGGAAAUUCGAAACUAGCAAAUACUAUGUUACUAUCAUUGAUGCCCCUGGUCACAGAGAUUUCAUUAAGAACAUGAUCACUGGCACUUCCCAGGCUGACUGUGCGGUGUUGAUUGUUGCUGCGGGUACUGGUGAGUUUGAAGCCGGUAUUUCCAAGAACGGACAGACCCGUGAACACGCUUUGCUGGCUUUCACACUUGGUGUGAAGCAGUUGAUUGUGGGUGUUAAUAAGAUGGAUUCUACAGAGCCUCCCUACAGCGAGGCUCGUUUUGAGGAAAUCAAGAAGGAAGUUAGCAAUUAUAUUAAGAAGAUUGGUUACAACCCUGCUGCUGUUGCUUUUGUGCCCAUUUCUGGGUGGCAUGGUGACAACAUGUUGGAGCACUCCGACAAAAUGGGAUGGUUUAAGGGUUGGAAUAUUGAACGCAAGGAAGGAAAGGCUGAAGGAAAGACUCUUAUUGAAGCUUUGGAUGCCAUCCUUCCUCCUUCUAGGCCAACUGAGAAGCCCCUUAGGCUUCCUCUUCAGGAUGUAUACAAAAUUGGUGGUAUUGGAACAGUGCCCGUGGGCCGUGUUGAAACUGGUGUUCUGAAGCCAGGUAUGGUGGUGACUUUUGCCCCAGCCAAUCUAACCACUGAAGUGAAGUCUGUGGAGAUGCACCAUGAAGCUCUCCAAGAAGCUGUUCCUGGAGACAACGUUGGUUUCAACGUCAAGAACGUCUCUGUUAAGGAAUUGCGUCGUGGUUAUGUUGCUGGAGAUUCUAAAAACAAUCCUCCUAAGAGUGCUGCUGAUUUCCUUGCUCAGGUCAUUGUUCUUAACCAUCCUGGUCAAAUUUCCAAUGGUUAUACUCCAGUUUUGGAUUGCCACACUGCUCAUAUUGCCUGCAAAUUUGCAGAAAUUAAGGAAAAGUGCGACCGUCGUACUGGCAAGACUACUGAAGAUAAUCCAAAGUCUAUCAAAUCUGGUGAUGCUGCCAUUGUCAACUUGGUUCCCACAAAACCCAUGUGUGUGGAAUCCUUCCAAGAAUUUCCUCCUCUGGGACGGUUUGCUGUGCGUGAUAUGAGGCAAACUGUGGCUGUGGGUGUAAUUAAGAGUGUGACUGCUAAGGAUGUCACUACUGGUAAGGUAACAAAGGCUGCUGAGAAGGCCCAGAAGAAGAAAUAACUAGAUGUGUUUGUUGGUCUGUCUGUGGCGGUAUCAACGCAGCUCUCUGCACCGCCUAUCAUCCAUCUCCGCUUUUUGAAUAUGAGCUGCCUUCUCUUUCUUUCCAAAUGGCUGCUGAAGCAUUGUUUCCAUCGCAAAGAAUUCAGGAGGAAAGGCGGGCUAUUCAGAAUUCUUUUAGCCUGGCCGUGAUUUGUUACUUAAGUGUAUUAAAACAAUUGAAGAAUGUAAGUUACAUACCAUGGAUGGAAGAUUUUUAUUUAAUCUUGAUUUAUGGAGAGAAAGGGACUGUUUUUAAUUUUCAUUCCUUUUUCGUUAUCAGCGUUUUCAGAAGUUAAAGUAUAUGUUCAGUGUAACAGCUUCUGUAAAUAUCUUGAAGGUAUCUGAAUAAAAGGGCCAAUACAGAGGAAUUGUUAAUUAUUUUCCUUGUACCUAAAUCCAUUCAUACAAAGAAAUUUUCUGCAAAAUUAUCAAAUUUUUCCCUGCAUAAAUUUUGAAGAUAAUGUAAAGAGCUUGCACAAAUGUAAGUUAAGAUUGCUCUGAUAGGAUCUUUGUUAGGCUUUUAAGUUUUGGAAUAUUUUUAAAUGGUAACGUACUAGAAACUGAAAUUCUGAAAUUGUAGCAUUUAGAUGUGAAUUUUAAAUCUUAGGUUCAUACUGAAUACAAGGACUUGCUUGUUUUUUCUGAAAUGUAAACGUUUGUGAAAUAUUAAAUAUCCCUGUUUUGACUUGAGGACUUUAUUUUCCACAUGUGUAGCAAAAUACUUAAGUUGUCAAACUGAAGUUUGAUCAGGACUGGUAGGUGCAAUUUUUCCAAUCC
This is a messenger RNA of Gryllus bimaculatus (two-spotted cricket), 2448 nucleotides long. The record is from the annotation of a GenBank genome assembly. Lineage: Eukaryota; Metazoa; Arthropoda; Insecta; Orthoptera; Gryllidae.